This is a messenger RNA of Dreissena polymorpha, 3456 nucleotides long. RefSeq lists its product as uncharacterized. The record is from RefSeq and is a predicted model, not a curated record. NCBI's taxonomy places the organism in Eukaryota, Metazoa, Mollusca, Bivalvia, Myida, Dreissenidae. Gene Ontology annotation, cellular component: membrane. Gene Ontology annotation, biological process: carbohydrate transport. The transcript is spliced from 24 exons. Gene Ontology annotation, molecular function: symporter activity. The coding region runs from base 116 to 3301 and encodes 1061 amino acids.
AUUUAAUCGGUACGUUUGUUGUAAUCACCGUCAUGGGGAAUUUUUAUUUCAAAGAUGAAUAAAAUUGAUAAAUACUCCAGAUGGUGUCCCAAAGUGCACUGAAACACUCGUAGCAAUGGUGAACCUUACGAUGACCGACUCCCCGCCAUUUGACUUACAGGCUUAUCAGCCCCCUAUAUCGCUAUGGCAACUGGUGCAACAGUACACACCACAGCACGAACGGGAAGAGAUCAAGAACAUGAUGGGGGAAUCCCUGAUUGAUCAGAGUAUUGAACUGCAUGAAGAGAUAGACACAUUGUUGGAGAUAUGGAGGGACUAUAGGGCCGAGACCACCAAUGUGAAGCCCGUGUCCAAGCUGGCAGAGCCCCGGGGCAUGAGGGACCGACUCAUACAGGAGAUACAGUUCUUUGUGGGAAGUGUCAAGGAGAAAGCCAAGAGUGAGGGAGUAAAUGCUGAUAAGCUUCUAUCUCGACAUAACACUGAAGUUCUUGAUUAUGCUUUGGACACAUACAGGCCAGAGAGUGUGCGCCCCUCCUCCAGACAGGCAGCUCUUGGACUCGAUGGUCGAGAGACACCAAUGAUCUGUAGCCCAACGUGCAGUGAUAGGACGUCAGAAGCAUCUAUACUGAGUGAGGAGGUGGAGGCAAUGAAUGAGAAGUUAAACAUCCUCAAGUUGGAUGAAGUGCUAAAUCAUUUGAGGAGUACCCUUGAAGAGGAGGUGGAGACCUUGCUAAAGGACAUCCGCUUCUUGCAGAACUGCCUGGACGAUGAGGCCACUUUCAGGGCCGAGUCAGUGGGUACAAUAACACGGGAACCAACACUUAGUGGUAAGGUGUAUACAGCUCGUAGCCUCACAUUAUGUUCCUCUAUGGUAUUUCCAUGGACUAGAAUAUCGUCAACAACGAUCUCUACACCGUCCAUUGCUCCAAAAUGCUUCUCCAUUUUUCUCUGGAACACUUCACUGGAACAUCGUGCACCCAUUGGCAUUCUAAGGUAUCGGUAUCGACCGUAUGAUCUGCGAGAUGAGCGUUCACAGCUAGAGAGAGAGCUGUUGUCCAGCAUGAAGUCUCAGAUGUCUCCUGAACUGAAGAAACCUGCAUUUAGCUCUCCCAAUGUCAAAGGAAAUCUGGCUGUAAGUAGAAAAUCCAGUGGCCAAUUAAAGCCGCAAGCACCAAGCACAGGGAAAUUAGCCCCAGUGAAAGCUGGACCAAUGAAGGCAUUUAACUCCCUUGAAUCUCAAGCCAGGGUUGCUUCCCCUCCUAAUGGACCAAUAAAACAGCAGAAUUCUGGCAUGGGCAGUGAUUCACUGACAAGGACUCCAGAAUCAUUCAAAGACAUUCCAAUUAGAACCCAUGCAGCUGCAACACCUAAAAUGCCUCCAAGCCUAAAAUCUGAAACAACCCAUAACUCUGAACAUUCCCACGCAGUGAACAAUAAUAAACAUGUGGAAAACAAUACAGGUUACCGUGAGCAUGGUGCACAGCAUGUGUCUAGUAGGCCAGGUUCAGAUUCUUCUAGCAGACGUCACGGAGAUUUCAUGCGUAGCGAUGGUAGACAUGGAUUAAAAUCAAUGACUCAGCCAACCCUUGAAGCUGUUGUGACCUUGAAGAAAGGUCAUGGUGGGGAUGGUACAGAUAUUCACAUGAUUCCGUCCCCACCCCCUUCCUCUAAGCCUGAUACCCCACCCAGACCUAGCUCAGCACAGCGCUUCAGACUUGUGGAAGGUGGCUCAGUAGAUACAAUCAUGACGACUACAGCAGAACAAGAACUCAAUGACGAUCCCGCCAAACCACUGAUAAUCGUCGAGCAGACGGUUCCAGCAGCAGACGAACCACUUCCGCUCUGGCGGAAACUGUGCUUCGCCGUAGGGGGCGCACCAUAUCAGACGACAAACACAGUGAUCAACUUCUUCAUUUCAAUUUUUCUACUUGAGGUGGCAGAGUUAGAACCCUACUACGUUUCGAUUAUCCUGUUCACGGGCAAGGCCUGGGAUGCCGUCACCGACCCCACGUGCGGGUUCCUCGUGCACAGAACAGACACGCGCUUCGGCAAGUUCCGACCAUGGAUAUUGUUUUCUGCUCCAUUCUCGUGUGGCGCCUAUUUCUGUCUUUGGUACGUCCCGAAUUUCUCCGUGGAGGGAAAGUUCGCCUGGUACUUCUGCUUCUACUGCAGCUUUCAGAUGUUCCUGUCGGGUCUCCACGUUCCGUACACAUCUAUGACGAUGACAGUGACGUCAUCACAAAAAGACAGGGAUUCAGUGACAGCAUAUCGCAUGGUGUUGGAGGCGGUGGGAGUGCUGGUAGCCGUACUGGUGCAGGGACAGCUGGUCGCCAAGUACCGGAAAACCGGGGACUGCGGAGAGGCAGGGGAAAUCACUGAACAGAUGCUAAAAGAUGAGAAGUGGUCGUACGUGCUGGGCGCCAUUAUCGUGGUGUCCGCCUACCUGCUGUGCGCAUGUACCGUGUUCUUUGGCUCCAAAGAGAAGCCAGGUUUCACGACUGCUGAGACGAGCGGUUUCUUCUCUGGAGCUCGUCAAGUCAUCACAUUCAAACCGUACAUGCUUCUGUGUGCGAGCUUCAUGUUUCAGUCACUGGCCAUUGCCAUUGUGCAAGGUAACCUGGCCCUGUACUGCACGCACGCGGUGGACAUGUCUGACCAGUUCUCCACCAUCAUCCUCGUACUUCUGGUCACUGCAAUUUUAGCCAUGCCUUUGUGGCAAAUAUGCGUCGGAAAAUUUGGAAAGAAGUCAACGUUUGCCGCUGGAAUGAUUUUGUUAAUACCAGCGCUGAUCAGUUUGAUGUAUAUACCAAAGGGAGACAAGUACGUUAUGUACCCAGUAGUUGUGAUAGCGGGCGUGGCAGUGUCAGUGGCGUUGCUGCUACCAUGGUCGAUGUUACCUGACGUGAUUGACGAGUUCUAUCUGCAGCACGGGACCAGGAAGGAGUCCAUCUUCUACUCCUUCUACGUCUUCUUCAACAAACUCUCCAUGGGCGUAGGACUGGGAAUCUCACAGGCCGUCCUCGGCAUUGGCGGCUAUAAAACCGGCGAAUGCGUGCAGCCGAGCUCAGUUGGGCUGGCCCUUAAGAUGCUCAUGGUCCCGGGCCCCGUCGUGAUGACCUUGGUCGCCCUCGUUGCCCUCUGGUUUUACCCCAUCGACGAGAGUCGGCGUCGGCACAUCAAGGACGAGAUUAAACGACGGAUCGAGUCUAGAUCCAGCACGUUAAUCAAGCCACAGUCCAAUACACACCAGGAAUAUGCCAGUGUUAGUUACCGGAGCAUUACAGAGAGUUCAGGAGUAUAAAAUACCCAAUCAUCCAAGUUCCGGCGUAAAGAACACUUAUCAACCAUAUUGGCAAAUACUUUGAUACUAGUAUUGAAAAAAUAAUAAUUACUGUGCAAAUAUUCGAUAAUUUACAUACUAAAAAUGUGACAUUUAGACACUUGUGUACAGAUUUU